Stegastes partitus (bicolor damselfish) is the source of this 1259-nucleotide messenger RNA. RefSeq names its product aquaporin 8b (gene aqp8b). The coding region runs from base 1 to 780 and encodes 259 amino acids. Gene Ontology annotation, biological process: transmembrane transport; water transport. Gene Ontology annotation, cellular component: plasma membrane. Gene Ontology annotation, molecular function: water channel activity. The transcript is spliced from 5 exons. Lineage: Eukaryota; Metazoa; Chordata; Actinopteri; Pomacentridae. The record is from RefSeq and is a predicted model, not a curated record.
AUGGCUGAUGAGCAGAUGGAGAUGGCAGAAGUUGGGUCAACUCUUGUGACUUCGGAGUCCAGGCUGCCUCCUGCCAAACCUCCCAACAUGUUUGAGAGGGUAUUCCAGCCCUGUCUGGCAGAGCUGGUGGGAACGACCUUCUUCGUGUUCAUUGGGUGUGUUUCUGUCAUAGAGAAUGUGGAGUCUGCAGGGAGGCUUCAGCCAGCUCUGGUGCACGGCCUGGCUGUGGCUGUCAUGGUGGCCUGCAUGGCUGAGAUAAGCGGUUCCCAUUUCAACCCCCCGUUCACGCUGGCCGUCUAUCUGUGUGGAGGCCUGGAGAGGAACUUGGUGCUCCCAUAUCUUGCAUGCCAGCUGGGUGGAGGGGUGCUUGGAGCUGCAAUGGCAAAGUUGAUGACCUCCAGAGAGAAGUACAACAAAGCACACGGGGCUGCGUUUGCUCUGCUGCAGUCAGGCAGUCCCAUAGGAGGAGCUGUGUUUGGCGAGAUCUCCAUGACCUGCCUGGUCACCACGGUGGUGCUGCUGGGGGCCGUGAACACCAAGACCAGGAGCCCGCUGGUGCCCUUUAUGGUGGGCUGCACCGUUAUCAUCAACAUCCUGGCUGGAGGGGAUGUAUCUGGCUGCUGUCUGAACCCAGCCAGAGCUUUUGGUCCAGCAGUAAUGAGUAACUACUGGAGUUACCACUGGGUCUACUGGUUAGGACCCAUCGCAGGAGGUUUAAUAGCAGCUGCACUGGUUCGAUUAAUACUCGGUGACAGGAACACUCGACUCAUUCUGAAAUGAGAACUUAGAUUAGGUAGAAAUUCCUCUUCAGGCACAAUACAGCCUCUGUCCUGAGAUGUUUGUGUUUUAUACGUUCUCUCCUCUACAAUAACAGCAGAUAUUUUUCACAUAAUUCAUGAUGCCUAGGUUUGUUUUUGGCCAUGUUAGGUGUGUCUGAUUAUGAAACAAAGCUUGUAAGAUUGGAAACAGACCAGCAUAAUGCUUACAGGUUGAUUUAAUAUCAGCUGGUGGGAGAUGAUCAGUAAACUGAGACAGCUUGUGUCUCCUUCCAAAUGAUUCAAUAACACAGAAGUAAGACGAGUUGUUCAGAUUAGACACUGAUUUGUGUUUUGCUGUAUUUGCACAUAGAUUGUAGAUAAAGUCCUGAUUCAGCUUCGUUUCAUGAUUCACUUUCUUUUUCUGAACUUCUUCAUAAUAUAAUAUACGAAAAUUUGCUCGUUGCUACUUCAUAGAAAUAAAUUGUGCUGGUGUCGUUGUGA